Molecule: messenger RNA, 1197 nt
Organism: Sclerotinia trifoliorum
Lineage: Eukaryota; Fungi; Ascomycota; Leotiomycetes; Helotiales; Sclerotiniaceae
Source: the annotation of a GenBank genome assembly
UCACACUUACGAUAUAAAAUCAUUCAGCACUCAGCACUGAGCACUCUGAGUAGGUUAUCAGGCAAAGCUGCCUCAUUAUCUUCCUCUUCCGACAUCAUCAGGAACAUCCACCAUAGUAAAGACAAUUCCAUCUCAUCUCUAGAGCUUCCAGAUACUAUGGAGCCCUCUACAACCUCCUCUACAACGUCCUCUAAACCCACCAUUCUACAAUGGCUUAAGCAAGCUAUGCAAUGGGAGUUCAAGUAUCCAGAGGAUUCAUCACCGCGGUCUUCAGGCGAUAAAAUCUAUCAACAAUUAGGCGAAAGCAUAAGAAUUGAGAAAUGGAAUGACUUCACCCUCGACAACAUCUUACAACUUAGAUCCCUCGCCCCUUACCUCGAUAAAUUCCCUAACGACUUGAUCCCGGCCACUUUACCUAUUAUUUUGGUGUUGUGACCAGCGCUAUGUUGGAAAGAGAAGACAGUCUGGGAAGUAGCCAGCGAAGAGGAGGCAGCGAAGGAGCUCCGCCGGACUUGCCACUAUCACAGCGAUCAAGGUUAUCUUCAACAUCGGAUCAAGACGGCCAUCCAAAUGAUGGGUCCGCUGUAUUAACCGCGAUCAAUACACACAAACGUACAAAGUCGAACACAAGCGCAGACAGUGAAACCGUAUCGCCUACUAAUCGCCAUUUGCAAAAGAGGGCGCGUGAAACUUUCACUUCGGAUAUGCAGGAGUCCUCCAGUCCUUCAUUGCCAUCAUCGCCGCCGUCGUAUCCGCGCCGCAUGACACCCUCAUCUCCGUCUCAACUCACUGUUGAGGACACUUCUCCCACACCUGAGAAGAGAGGCACCUUAUCUCCAAGUUAUGAGCCGCCGUCGUCGCCAUACACCACCAACGGAGGGUUGAGCGCCAGAAAAGUACGAGAGAUUAGUGAUGUGGCCGGCGGCUUUACUGCCCGUGUAUUCACAUUACAAUUGGAAGAAGGCAACAACAGAGAGGCGCCGUUAUUAAUUCUUGGGCUCAUUGCGCUGGCUUCCCUCGCUAAGCAUGCUGAAACUUUACGUAUGUCGGAGAAGUGGGUUAAUCUGAACGAUUUCCAACUCUUGACUGACUGAUAUUGAGAUUGUAAUUUUAAUCAUAAACAAGAAACCAUGUAGAUUUUAGAUAGCGAUCCUUAAUCAUAAAACGUGUUAAAUACCCCUUAAUUACUAUCUUGCC